AUGGGACAACACAACAUUGGACCAGGGGUUAUACCCUUCCCGGACGAGACGUACUGCCCAUGCGAGGAGCCGCGGCCUCCGCGCAUCACGGAGCACCCCAGCGACGCGCUGGUGUCGCGCAACGAGCCGCUGACGCUCAACUGCCGCGCCGACGGCCGCCCGCCGCCUUCCGUGUCGUGGCUCAAGGACGGCGCGCCGCUGGCGCUGGACGGCUCCCAGCAGCACCGCGUGCUGCUGCCCGCCGGCUCGCUGCUCUUCCUGCGCGUGCGCAAGGAGGCCGACGCCGGCGUCUACCGCUGCGUCGCCAGGAACGCCGCCGGCGUCGCCUACUCGCGCAACGCCACCCUCUCCGUCGCCUACCUCCGCGAGGACUUCCGACCGGAGCCGAAGGACACCCGGGUAGCCGCGGGAGAGACAGCGUUGCUGGAGUGCGGCCCACCCAAGGGGCUGCCGGAACCAGCGCUCAUCUGGAGAAGGGACGGGCAGCCGCUGGACCUGCGCGCCUCCACCAGGCUCCGCCUGGUGGACGGAGGGAACCUGCUCAUCUCUGACGUCCGUCAGGCAGACGAGGGCCAGUACCAGUGCGCGGCGCAGAACAUGGCGGGCUCCAGGGAGUCCAAAGUCGCCAAGCUCACCGUCAACGUGAAGCCGUUCUUCAGCAAGGAGCCGGAAGACGCGACGGUGUUGGAGGGCGGCGCCGUGCAGUUCGAGUGCCGCGUGGGCGGCGUUCCGGCGCCGACUGUGCUGUGGCGUCGCGACGACGGCCGGAUGCCGGUGGGCCGCGCGCGCAUCGCCGACGACAAGUCGCUGCGCAUCGACGGCGUCGCCGCCGACGACGAGGGCGUCUACAUCUGCGACGUCGAGAGCCCCGCCGGCAGGAUCUCCGCCAGGGCGGCGCUCACCGUGCACUCGCCGCCCACGUUCUGGCGCCGGCCAUCGGACGCGACGGUGGCGGAGGGCGGGGAGACGUCGCUGCCCUGCGCCGCCCACGGCCGGCCGCCGCCCUCCGUCUUCUGGGCGCGCGAGGGCUCGCGCCGGCUGCUCUUCCCAGGCAGCAGCGGCAGCGGCAGCUCCCAGGAGCAGGGACAGGCGCAGGAUUCGGUCGAAGGCCAGCCGCGCCUCGCCGUGGCCGCGGACGGCACCCUGACUCUGCGGGCCGCCAAGCCAGAGGACGCGGGCCGCUACGUCUGCUCCGCCGUCAGCGCCGCGGGAUCUGCCACCAGCAGCGCCGAGAUACAGGUUUUGGCCCCUGGCGACGAGCUUCCUCCUAUUAUUGACAUCGGCCCUCGAGAUAUGGAGAUCGCACCAAAGGGCACAGCAGUGUUUCAUUGCCUCACGGCUGGUACCGCGAAGACAUCCGUGCAGUGGCAGAAGAAUGACGAUCCUCUGGUUCCCGGUGGGCGGAUAGUAGUGCUGGUCAACGGAACGCUUGUCAUCAAGGAGGUGCAGCCGUCGGACGUGGGCAAGUACAGCUGCUGGGCAGCUUCCGGUGGCGGCCGCAGCAUGCAUUCGGCGCUGCUGUCGCUGAGCGAGACGCCGUCUGGCUCGGCAGCUGGGGUGCCCUGGAGCGCCGCGGCGCUGCCUCCGGCGCCGUCACAGCCGCGUGUCGCUGACGUCACGGAUACGUCACUGACGGUGACGUGGCGGCCCGUGGAGGGCCACGUACUGGGCUACACCCUGGAGUACUGCUGCCCGGACCUGCACGGCGGGUGGGUCGUGGCCGGCAGGAGGCUGCCUCCAGACACCUUCACCGUGGAGGGCUUGCGGCCGGAUACGCGCUAUGCUGUGGUGGUGCGUUCCGAGACGCCCGCGGGAGUGUCACGCGCCAGCCCCCCGUCGCACCCCACGCGGACUCUGCCCCCGGGGGGCGGCAGCCGCCCCCACUCCCAGGAGCAACGCCGCCUGCAGGCCGCCAGGGAGGCGCUCGGCCGCCUGCAGAUCCUCCUCAAUGCCGCUCAGCCCAUCAGCUCAAAUGCGGUGCGACUUCGCUGGCAGGUGUUGGGCGCUGAGGAGCUGGUGGAGGGCGUGUACGUGCGCUACCGCGACCUGUCGGCGGCCGAGCCUUCCUUCGGCCUGGUGACCGUGAUGAACGCGGGCGCCACCGGCUACACCGUGUCCGGGCUGCGCGCCUUCACGCGCUACCAGUUCUUCCUGGUGCCCUUCCACAAGGCCCUCGAGGGCCGGCCCUCCAACACCAUCACGGCACGCACCCUCGAGGACGCUCCAUCAGCAUCCCCAGAAAAUGUGCGAGUGAGGAGGCUCAAUUCUACUGCAGCCAGUAUCUUUUGGGAUCCUGUUGCGCCUGAGUAUCUAAACGGAAUGCUUCAAGGAUACAAUGUGCUGGUGAUGGUGAACGGCAGCAGCGUCUUCGCGCACCUGUCCGUGAACGCCAGCACGGCGUCCUUGCUGCUCAACAACCUGACGUCGGAUAACGUGUACAGUGUGCAGGUGUCGGCCUACACAGUGGUCGGUUCCGGGCCCUUCUCCACGGCUGCCGCGCUCGGGGGCGAUCGAAGUUCUCCCAGGGUUCAGCCGAGCAGGAGCGUCCACAGCGUGGUGCAGGAGACGUGGUUCCCCGCGGUCAUCGUGGGCCUCGUGCUGGCCGUCUCUCUGGCGCUGUCCGCCGGCUACUACCUGAGGCACCGGAAGGCCAUCAAGAAAGACAUCAGCAACCUGAACGUGAUGAACGCAAACGACAUCUGCCAGCUGAAACUGACGGACGGCAAGGACACGUUGUGGAUCGACAGCGGCGUCGGCGUGGGGGGCGACAGCGCGUGGGGCGGCGCCGAAGCGAAGGCGGCGGCUCUGGGGGCGGCGCAGACGGCCAAGGAACUGGCCGCCGCCCACGCUGAGUACGCCGAGGUGGACGCCCGCGGACUGCUGCUGGCGCUGCACCCCAGGCCUGCGCCGUAUGCCACCACCAGCCUGCUGCCCGCCAGGAGGGACGCCGAGGACAUGUGCCAGACAACGCAGAAGUCGGAUCACGAGAUGGAAAUGAAGACAUCCAACUCCAGCGGCUCCUGCGCAAAUACCGUUCUACUGAGUUCGGACACAAACUCUUGCGCUGGAUACAUGUCAAGCAGCUCUUGUUCCGAAGACAAGAACUUUUAUCCAGAUAACAUCGGCAGGCACCCAGAGAACUGCACCCACGUACACAGAAGCAACUGGUCGGAGCUACCACUGCCUUCAGACACGGCCAACGGCAACGUGAGCUGCCUUCUGCAGCCGCAGUGCCGCAGAGUGUCCAAUGAAGGCAAGAUGAGCAACCUCAACGGAGCCGAAGAGUGCAAUGCAAACACUCCGCUUCUGAGCGGGCACAACUCGUGUUCCAGGGAGGAGACGCCUCUCACUCACCUGCCACGGGUUGAUACAGCCGACUUCAACAUACGGCCAGUGCCACCUGACAGAAGGAGUUCUCUGUGUGAAGACGGAUACGCCAGCGUGUGCUCCGUGUACAACGACCCAGUCAGAUACACAAUGGUGCCGGAUCAUCACCCCUCGUUUCCAGGUUUCCUAGCGGCCUGUGAGUCGGUCACGGCUUUCGGAAAUGGCGGCGAACACAAGUACAGCCAGUGUCACCCGCAGCACAAGAGGCACCACUGCCACAGGCAUUCCUUCUACCACAGGUCGCAGCGCUGCUGCAGGCAUAACCCGCAAGGUGGCAGCCUGGAACAGCGGGAGUGUGACCACGCCCCCGCAGGGGGGAGGUGCGGCAGCGAGUCCUGCUGUUCCUCUGGCGACGUGGGCUGCCUCUACACCGAGCCCAGGAACUUCCCGCGGCAGGAGGGCGGUGCGUGCCGGCACCGCUGCCGCCGCCGCUGCCGCGUCCCCCGGCGCUGUCACCAUCAGCGACCCGCCUCCCCCACCGCCAGCUCCGACUCCGGCAGCGGCUGCGCCGGGGCGCCCUCGCCCAUGGAGGACGUCGAGCCCGCCACAGACGAGCUUCCCGGUUACGCGAAAUUGGAUUACCCAAACUCCCAGUCACCCAACAGCGAAACGAGUGCUAGCGUAGAAGAUGGGCACCGAAUCCACGAAACUUGCUCAGACGAGAGGUGCGGCCGUAACAACCGGAUUUCGUGGACAACGUCCAGCUCCGCGGAUGCCAACAACUCUGUGUCGGAUGUGAAGUAUACGGUCUGAUUUACGAAUCUUGCUCAUAGUGUGAUGUCUGUUUACCAUGUGUGAUUUUAAAAAAAGAGAUGAAUCUCUGGUUCGUCUGACGAAACGUAAUACUUCAUUUUUGAUGUAUUUUACAAAUUAGUUUUAGACACUCAUACCUGUAUCAAAUGUUUUGACUGUGUAUUUUAGUACUGUAAAUACGUUUUGUAGAAUACGAAAAUGUUGCUUAGAGAAGCAGCAUAAAUAUAUCUGUGCAAAGCAUACGUAUUGAAUAUAUAUAUAUAUCAUGUACAACUGUUUGGAAUAAAUUUUCGGAACAAUUA
Messenger RNA from Schistocerca americana (American grasshopper), 4442 nucleotides. Its product is annotated as roundabout homolog 2-like. The coding region runs from base 1 to 4140 and encodes 1379 amino acids. Gene Ontology annotation, biological process: axon guidance; cell-cell adhesion. The transcript is spliced from 22 exons. Gene Ontology annotation, molecular function: protein binding. Lineage: Eukaryota; Metazoa; Arthropoda; Insecta; Orthoptera; Acrididae. The record is from RefSeq and is a predicted model, not a curated record. Gene Ontology annotation, cellular component: plasma membrane; axon.